Molecule: messenger RNA, 393 nt
Organism: Endocarpon pusillum Z07020
Lineage: Eukaryota; Fungi; Ascomycota; Eurotiomycetes; Verrucariales; Verrucariaceae
Product: 40S ribosomal protein S22
Exons: 2
Coding region: 1-393 (130 amino acids)
Biological process (GO): translation
Cellular component (GO): cytosolic small ribosomal subunit; ribosome
Molecular function (GO): structural constituent of ribosome
Source: RefSeq, a predicted model, not a curated record
AUGGUCAAAACCUCCGUCCUCAACGAUGCGCUGAAAAGCAUUAACAAUGCCGAAAAAGCCGGAAAGCGCCAGGUGCUGAUCAGACCGAGCUCGAAGGUUAUUGUCAAGUUCCUGAGCGUUAUGCAAAAACACGGUUAUAUUGGCGAGUUUGAGGAAGUGGACGACCACCGAAGUGGCAAGAUCGUCAUCCAGCUCAAUGGCCGCCUCAACAAAACUGGUGUGAUUUCUCCACGGUACAACGUUCAACUUCGGGAUCUGGAAAAGUGGGUGGUGAAGCUGUUGCCAAGUCGACAAUUCGGUUACAUUGUCUUGACAACGAGUGCUGGCAUUAUGGACCACGAGGAGGCAAGAAGGAAACAUGUUGCUGGGAAGAUCAUUGGGUUCUUCUACUAG